Messenger RNA from Solanum stenotomum, 1269 nucleotides. RefSeq lists its product as uncharacterized. The transcript has 2 exons. The record is from RefSeq and is a predicted model, not a curated record. Bases 1 to 1269 code for a protein of 422 amino acids. NCBI's taxonomy places the organism in Eukaryota, Viridiplantae, Streptophyta, Magnoliopsida, Solanales, Solanaceae.
AUGCUAUCAGGUUUGUUCACUAGUUUGGCAUCGGAGGAUCCACAUGCUCAUGUAGCCAAGCUGAGGAGUGUUUGCAAAAGUUGUGUGGGUCGACCUGACUUGGACAUGGAUAUCAUUGGAUUGAGAGUAUUCCCUCUAUCAUUGGCCGGCGAUGCUACUGUGUGGUUUACUGAGCUCCCUUAUAACUCAAUCUAUACAUGGGACAAAUUAACUCAGUUGUUCCUAGCAAGAUUAUUUCCAGUGUCAAAGAAGCUGAACCACAAAGAUAAACUCAACAAUUUAGUAGCACUACCUAGACAGUCUGUGAGUAGUUCCUGGGACAGGUUCACUGCUUUUAUAAGAGGUGUCCCGAAUCACCGCAUUGAUGAUGAAUCGCUGAAGGAAUACUUCUACCGAGGUCAGGAUGACAAUAGUAAGGUUGUGCUCGAUACCAUCGCUGGAGGUUCAUAUGGUAAGUACACUUUUGAGCAGAUCGCUGAGAAACUAAAGAAAAUAUCCCGAAACAAUAAAGCUUGGAGCACUAGAAAGUCAUAUACUAGGAGAAACACAUUUGCAGUCCAAGCUGCAACAAAUAAAUCUGCUGAUGAUAUUCGUGAGGAAAUGGCUCAGAUGAGGACAGAACUGAGGUUAGUCCUGAAGCAUGUGAGUGGAAAUGCAGAAAAGGCAAAUGCAGUUGAUUACUUGACCAAGACUCCAACACCACCAGAGGAGGAAUAUGACUACGAGGAGGAUGCUUAUUUGGUAAAUAAUCAGACAGGGGUUGAGGCUAGUAAAAAUGAUGAUGUGAUUGAGUUAAAUGGAGAGUCCGAGAAUGCGACAGAGAAAGAAGUGGAGAUAACCCAGAAAGUUGUUCCCAUGCCUCCACUUUCUUUCCCACAAAGGUUAGUGAAGAAGACUGAAGAAGGUCAAUACCACAGGUUUAUUAGUAUGUUAAAGCAGCUUUCCCUCAAUGUGCCGUUGAUAGAAGGUUUGGAGCAAAUGUCUGGGUAUGCGAAGUUUAUGAAUGACUUGGUAACUCAAAAGCGAACCGUAAGUUUUGAAGAUGAUGAUAAGUUCCAACAUUGUAGAGCUAUUGCUACAAGGUCCCUUGUGCAGAAGAAGGAGGAUCCUAGUGCGUUCACUAUUCCUUGUACCAUUGGGUUGCUACAUUUUGCAAAGGCGUUGUGCGAUUUGGGUGCUAGUAUUAAUCUGAUGUCAUUGGCUAUUUACAAGAAGUUGGGUUUAGGGGAUCCAAAACCGACAACGAUGAGACUGCUUAUGGCCGAAUGA